AUGUCUUCAACGACGGAGCGGGAGCAACAACAGAGUGCGGAGCCGCUGGAGCCCCCUCGCGAUGAUUGGGAGACUGGUACCAAGAUUCAGAGUGGCAUCAAUAGGGAGAAGACAGCACAAACUGCACCGGAAACCAAGGACUCGAACAUUGUCGACUGGGACGGUCCCAAUGAUAGCAUCAACCCUCGGAACUGGAGCGCACGCAAAAAGCUGGCACAUGUUCUCAUGGUCAGCCUUUUCACCCUCUAUGCAAACCUGGCCGCGGUCAUGUUUGCGCCUGGCGCCGCCGCCCUCUGUGCCGAGUUUGGCAUCACCGAUACCGUUGUCGCCUCUUUGACUGUCAGCAUCUACAUACUGGGAUUCGCCCUCGGCCCGUUGAUUAUUGCUUCUUUAUCCGAAAUAUAUGGCCGCUUGGUCAUUUAUCACACCUGCAACGUAGUAUAUAUCGGCUUCACCAUCGGAUGUGCCUUGAGCACCAACAUGGCCAUGUUCCUCGUUUUCCGCUUUCUCUGUGGAUGCGCCGCGUCAUCUCCAAUGGCCAUUGGAGGGGGCACCAUCGCAGACCUCUAUGUAGCCGAGGAGCGCGGCAAAGCUAUGGCCCUCUUUGGUCUCGGCCCGCUCCUUGGUCCAUGUAUUGGUCCCGUCAUUGGCGGGUUUGUGACCCAGGAUCUUAGUUGGCGCUGGACCUUCUGGCUGAUCUUGAUACUAGCGGUGAUUUCCACCACACUUGCGUUUCUUUUCAUGCGUGAAACAUACAGACCCGUCAUUCUCGAGAACAAGGCUGUCCGGCUCCGCAAGGCCACCGGCAACCUCGGACUUCGGGCAGCAACCCAUAGCCAGGUUCUCAGCCAAGGCCAGCUUCUGUGUCGCGCCGUCGUACGACCAUCGAAGAUGUUGCUCUUCUCGCCUAUCGUCCUUCUACUCUCCAUCUACAGCGCCUUCAUGUUCGGCCUCAUAUACCUGUUAUUCACCACCUUUCCCGCGGUGUUUGAGAAGACAUAUGGAUUUAGCAUCGGGAUCUCUGGGCUCGUUUAUCUUGGAUUGGGAAUCGGCAUGAUUCUGGGCAUCAUUCUCUUUGGUAUCUUAAGCGACAAACUGCUGAAGCAACCCCGAGGAGGAACCGUUGCACGACCGGAGCUCCGCCUGCUUCUACUGAUGUGGAUGGCACCUAUCAUCCCUAUCGGCUUCUUCUGGUAUGGAUGGAGUGCUCAGGAGGUCACCCACUGGAUCGUGCCUAUCCUAGGUACCUUUGUGAUUGGAGCGAGCGCCUUCCUUAUGCUUAUGCCUGUCCAAAUUUAUCUCGUGGACUCGUUUGGGUCCGAGGCGGCCGCUUCCGCUUUGGCUGCUAACACAGUUCUCCGUAGCCUAUUCGGGGCCCUCUUACCUCUUGCGGGCCCACCAAUGUACGCAGACUUGGGGCUCGGCUGGGGAAAUAGUCUGCUGGCUUUCAUCGGACUUGGGUUUGUUCCCAUUCCUUUCCUCUUCUACAAGUAUGGAGAGUACUUGAGGACGCGAUUUCCGGUGGACGUCUGA
Messenger RNA from Thyridium curvatum, 1533 nucleotides. RefSeq lists its product as uncharacterized. The transcript has 4 exons. The record is from RefSeq and is a predicted model, not a curated record. Lineage: Eukaryota; Fungi; Ascomycota; Sordariomycetes; Thyridiales; Thyridiaceae. Bases 1 to 1533 code for a protein of 510 amino acids. Gene Ontology annotation, molecular function: transmembrane transporter activity. Gene Ontology annotation, biological process: transmembrane transport.